AUGGCGCUCACUUCUCUGCGCGUCCUGCUGGGUGGCUUCUUCGCGCUCACGGGGUUGGCCAAGCUCUCGGAUCAGAUCUCCGAGCCCCUGUUGGAGCAGAUGAAAGUCCUGUUCACGCAGUUUGCUGAGGUGUUCCCCUUGAAGGUAUUCGGCUACCAGCCAGAUCCUGUGAGCUACCAAGUGGCUGUGGGCUGGCUGGAACUGCUGGCUGGGUUGCUGCUGGCCCUGGGCCCAACGAUGCUGCAAGAGAUCAGUAACUUGCUUUUAACCCUGCUCAUGACUGGGGCUGUCUUCAAUUUGAUAUCUCUGAGAGAGUCACUGAUCACCUAUGUUCCAGCCGUCAUCUGCCUGGGUCUCCUGCUGCUGCUGGAUAUCUGCCAGAUCUUAGUCCCAACUAAGAAGUUGGUCAGACCCAGUAGGAAGACGACUUGAAGUGUGUUCAAGGAUUGGAGGGAGUAGAGUGUCUCUUGCCUCUGCUUGCCAUGCUGCCAUCACAGCAGGAACUCAGAACAAAGUCUCCUACUACCUUGUUACUGAUCUGUCCAAGCCUGAAUUUCGGGCAGUGUUGAAAUAGACAUCCUGUCUACCUGGCCCUGGUUUCUCUCUCAGACAUUUACUGUUCUGACAUACUAACAUUCCUCAUGUCAUGUAAAAAUAGGAAAGAAAUGGAAAAGAAAUUUAUAUCACCCCAAAUUUUAAUGUCCCCAAAGAACUUGUGAUUCCUUUGUGUAACUGUACCUCUCUACUUUUUCUAUGCCUUCAUACAGAUUUUUUUAAUGAAAAUGAAAUCAUUGAAUAUACUGUUUUAUUAGCUGCUUUUUAAUGCUAACAUUCCAUGUGUAUUUUACC
Molecule: messenger RNA, 849 nt
Organism: Condylura cristata (star-nosed mole)
Lineage: Eukaryota; Metazoa; Chordata; Mammalia; Eulipotyphla; Talpidae
Gene: TMEM35B
Product: ZMYM6 neighbor
Exons: 3
Coding region: 1-432 (143 amino acids)
Source: RefSeq, a predicted model, not a curated record